Molecule: messenger RNA, 288 nt
Organism: Protopolystoma xenopodis
Lineage: Eukaryota; Metazoa; Platyhelminthes; Monogenea; Polystomatidea; Polystomatidae
Source: the annotation of a GenBank genome assembly
AUGCAAUUGGACCUAUUUGUUUUUUCCUUUUUAGAUUCUACAACAUUGUCGAAUCUGCAAGCUGAGUCAGCACCUUGGAACAGCGGCAAUCUUCUUAGUGUUCCUGCCUAUCGCAGCCACUAUGGCGAAGGUGGUGGCCCAGAAGUCGAAGAUCUGGAAGAGGAGGACUGGGAGGAUGAAGAAGAUCCUGAUGGGUCCCAUUCAUCCCUUUCAUCGAACUACUUGAUACUGCCGAAAGGUGAGAAUUCACUGCAGACUCGGGGCGAAUUUCAGCCAACCGUCCACUAA